Molecule: messenger RNA, 3035 nt
Organism: Neoarius graeffei (lesser salmon catfish)
Lineage: Eukaryota; Metazoa; Chordata; Actinopteri; Siluriformes; Ariidae
Gene: marco
Product: macrophage receptor with collagenous structure
Exons: 22
Coding region: 16-1791 (591 amino acids)
Cellular component (GO): membrane
Source: RefSeq, a predicted model, not a curated record
GUUGUAGUGAAGGAGAUGGAGACAGCACUAGAUGGAAAUCAGGACAAAGACUCAAUAUUUCAUAAAGAAAACCCUCUUUUUGGUGCAGAUAUGAAUUUCUGCAGCUCAGGCCGCUAUGAUUUCCAGACGUCUGAUGUAAAGCUAAGUAAGUCAUCAGGAAGGAGAUACACUGUUCCUGUGAUUGUUAUAUUUCUGCUUCUGCUACUAGGACUGAAUGCCUUCCUGACUUACAAAGUCUUCACUCUGGAGGCAUGGGUUCACUCCGAACUGACAAAAAAACAAAAUGCAGAUCAGCAGGAAUCAUCCUUUUCAAAACAAUUAAACUCUGCUUUAGAUCAGCAUUGCCUGUCCAACCUCUGUGGAGAUGAGAGAGGUCUGGAGUCUCUGUUGUCACAAAUAUAUAUACUCAAUUCCAGUGCUCUCCAGCUCCAGUAUCGAGUGGACAACAUCAGCCAGGAGAAAGCACUUCCUGGACCUCCUGGACCACCAGGAGCCAAGGGAUUGCAAGGUUCUGGGGGUCCACCUGGUGCUAAAGGUUUAGAUGGACACCCAGGAUUACCAGGACAGAAAGGAGACUCUGGAUCACCAGGUAAAGCAGGUGAGCCUGGAGCCAGAGGUCCAAAGGGAGAGACAGGAGAGACAGGCAUUAGAGGACCAGAAGGCCCACGUGGGAACACAGGCACUCCUGGUGUCCCUGGUAUAAAGGGUGAAAAAGGAGUUAGCGGAGCACCAGGUUCUCCUGGUGCAAAAGGUCAGCCAGGAGAACCAGGUAGUGCUGGGCCACCAGGGAACAGCGGAGCAACAGGACCUAGAGGAACACCAGGCGUACAAGGACCACCAGGUGUUCCAGGACCAAGAGGUCCACCUGGUGCUAAAGAUUCAAAUGGACGCCCAGGAUUACCAGGACAGAAAGGAGACUCUGGAUCACCAGGUAAAGCAGGUGAGCCUGGAGCCAGAGGUCCAAAGGGAGAGACAGGAGAGACAGGCAUUAGAGGACCGGAAGGCCCACGUGGGAACACAGGCACUCCUGGUGUCCCUGGUAUAAAGGGUGAAAAAGGAGUUAGUGGAGCACCAGGUUCUCCUGGUGCAAAAGGUCAGCCAGGAGAACCAGGUAGUGCUGGGCCACCAGGGAACAGCGGAGCAACAGGACCUAGAGGAAUACCAGGCGUACAAGGACCACCAGGUGUUCCAGGACCAAGAGGAUCUGUUGGACCAAAGGGCCCAGAUGGGCUGCAAGGGCCCCCUGGACAGAAGGGUUCAGCUGGACAGAAGGGAGACCAGGGACAACGCACUGUAGGUGUUCCAGGGCCAAAGGGAGACAGAGGAUCGCCUGGUUUAUCUGGAUAUAAAGGGGCACAGGGCAAUAAAGGAGACACUGGCUCUCCUGGUUUACAUGGACAAAAGGGUGAUAAAGGUUCUCUGGGUCAAAAGGGGCAAAAGGGAGAACGAGGAUUCACAGGUCCUAAAGGAGAUAAGGGAGAAGAAGGAGUUAGUCAAAAGGUGCGCUUGAUUGGCUCUUCUAAUUCAGGCAGAGUAGAGGUACUGUAUAACUCCCAGUGGGGCACAGUGUGUGAUGACAACUUUGACACUCUGGAUGGCAACGUGUUGUGUAGAAUGUUGGGUUUCCAGCGAGCUACACGUGUUUUCACAGCGCCAGCAGGAACAGGUCAGAUUUGGCUGGAUGGAUUACAGUGUACAGGAACAGAGGCCAGCAUAUUUGAUUGUCGACAUGGAGGCAUGGGAGUGCAUAACUGCCAACACAGUGAGGAUGCUGGAAUAACCUGUUCCUGAAUGGCCACAAUAAACUGCCCCCAACCCAUAAUCCCCCCCCCAUUACACACACACAUGCAAUUCAGACUGAGUGUAUAUAAUGUUUUUGUUUGUUUUUAAAUAAUCACACUUACAAUACAGUAAUGCAUAUUGAAGAUUUAAAGAUAACAUGGUGACAGUCUUUGUCUUUCUCCAUCUUUCCCUACUCCUCUAACCUCUCGUUCUUAUUUGGACAGGAACCUCAUCUCAUCUCAUUAUCUCUAGCCGCUUUAUCCUGUUCUACAGGGUCACAGGCAAGCUGGAGCCUAUCCCAGCUGACUACGGGCGAAAGGCGGGGUACACCCUGGACAAGUCGCCAGGUCAUCACAGGGUUGACACAUAGACACAAACAACCAUUCACACUCUCAUUCACACCUACGGUCAAUUUAGAGUCACCAGUUAACCUAACCUGCAUGUCAUUGGACUGUGGGGGAAACCGGAGCACCCGGAGGAAACCCACGCGGGCACGGGGAGAACAUGCAAACUCCGCACAGAAAGGCCCUCGCUGGCCACGGGGCUCGAACCCGGACCUUCUUGCUGUGAGGCGACAGUGCUAACCACUACACCACCGUGCCGCCCUGGACAGAAACCUAUAAAAACUUAAAUAAGAUCUGUCUGUCUGGCUUCCUGUCUGGAUUUGUGCAUUAACCAUGACAUUAUUACAACAAGGAUCAACACAUUUCUUGGGGUCAAUUUGUUUGUUUGCUUGUUUAAUUUAUAUUCUACUUUUGCAACACACAAGGUCACACCACAAAGUAUGUAACACAAAGUAAUGUGAAUUUUUUUUUAAAAGGGAAGCCAUGGCCUAAUAGUUAGAGAAACAACUUUGGGACCAAAAGGCUGCUGGUUCAAUUUCCUGAACAAACAGGAAUGGCUGAAGUGCCCUUGAGCAAGGCACCUAACCCCCAGUGCCCAAGCUGCUUUGGGUAUGUUGUACAUCGUUCUAGAUAAGAGCCUCUGGUGAGGCUCUUAUCCAGAACGAUGCAGUCAUUUGCUCUGAAACUGAAUAUGCGCCUGGGAUGUAAUUGGAUGUCUUGCCAUUUAACUUUGUUACACAGAACAUUCAAAUAAAGGCUUCUAAUUCUAAAAAAAAAAAUCCCCAGGCACCACUGCUCUCUCUUUCAGUUUGUGUGCGUGUUCACUGUUUCAGCUUGGUUAAAAGCAGAGGAAGAAUUUCACUGUGCUGUAAUGUAUAUGUGACAAAUAAAGGCUUCUAAUUCUAAAAA